Messenger RNA from Nicotiana tabacum (common tobacco), 416 nucleotides. RefSeq lists its product as uncharacterized. NCBI's taxonomy places the organism in Eukaryota, Viridiplantae, Streptophyta, Magnoliopsida, Solanales, Solanaceae. Gene Ontology annotation, molecular function: protein dimerization activity; DNA binding. The record is from RefSeq and is a predicted model, not a curated record.
CUUUCUCAAAUUAUUUCGGGGCAAACCAAUGGCAGAAGAAAACCAAAACAAGAAGAAAACAUAUCAAGUCAGAAAAGAAUGCAUAAAGCGGAAAACAAUGGAGCUUUCAACUCUCUGUGAUAUCAAGUGUUGUACUAUUAUUACGAGCCCUCAAGGGGAACUUCAGACUUGGCCUGAAAAUUUGGAUGCUGUUAAACAAGUUCUUAAUUUGUAUACUAAAACCCUAAGCCCCAACAAAAAGGCGAAUGAGGAAUUAUCAGAAGAAGAGAUUGAUAUUCUGACGUUAGUGGAAUCAAAACUUGAUGCUGUGAACAACAGAAUUCGUUACUUGGAGAAUAAGAAUGCUGGUUUUGUUAGUAAUAAUAAGGAUUGAAUGAUUUGUUGAUUGAUUGGAAACAGUAAUUCGUUUAUUAUUA